Messenger RNA from Oryza sativa Japonica Group (Japanese rice), 2704 nucleotides. RefSeq lists its product as uncharacterized. The record is from RefSeq and is a predicted model, not a curated record. NCBI's taxonomy places the organism in Eukaryota, Viridiplantae, Streptophyta, Magnoliopsida, Poales, Poaceae.
AGCCCAUUUCCUUCUCUCCCUUCUCUCUCUUCGCCGCCCUCCCCUCCGCGCCCCCGAUGCUCCUGUGCCCAAGUGGAGGCGGCGGCGCCUCUCCCCCCGAGCCCAAGCGGCGGCGGUGGCACCCUCCCCCCGAGUGACGGCAGCGGCGGCGCCCUCCCCCAAGCAGCGGCGGCGGGGGCGGCGCCUCUCUCGCCGAGCCCAAGCGGCGGCGGUGGUGCCCUCCCCCACAAGCGGUGACGGCGGCUCCCCCACCACUGGCGGCGCGGCCACGUCCUCCCCCACCACCGGUAGCGCGGCGGCGUCCUCCCCCACCACCGGCGGCGGCCGGGGCAGCGGCGCCUGUGGAGGCGUCGGCGGCCCGCCGGCGUCCUAGCGGCGGCGGCACCCCUCCCCUCCGCCGGAUCCAGCGGAAGGGGAGCUGCGGCGCCUGGUGUCCCUGUGAUGGCGGCGGUUGCUCGACGGCAACCUCCCCUUUGAUCUUUUUUUUUGGAUAUAUUUGUGUGUAUAGUGCUUCCUCCGAUUUUAUUUUAUUUGUGUGAUUGAUUGAAUUCUGAUUGGGUAUUUUUUUUAGGUGGGGGUGAUGGAAUUCUUACUGGGAUUUGGGGGGAGGCAAGGGUGACGAAAAAAUCACCGCACCUAUCAGGCAACGAAUGGAAAAAUACGAAUAUUUAUAUUAGUUAUAGAAAUGUCGGCAACAACCUAACCAUCGAAAAGAAAUAAAGUACUAUAAACCUCCCUAGGCUUGUAAAGACCUAAAAACUACUAGGCCACUUAGGCUGAGUUCGGCACUUCAUGUUCACAAACCCACCUCUUUCGUUUUUCGUGCGUACACUUUUCAAAUUACUAAACGGUGCGUUUUUUAAAAAAAAAUUAUAUACGAAAGUUGCUUUAAAAAGUCAUAUUGAUUCAUUUUUGAAAUAAAUUAGCUAAUAUUAAAUUAAUUACGUGCUAAUAGACCAUUCCAUUUUAGUGCAGGAGGGUUUAGUUCCAAUCCUGCACUACCUAACACAGCCUUAAUUGGUUUCUUCCAUCCUUUGUGAGAGCAAGUUUAAUAGUAUAGCCCACUGCUAUCUCCAAAUCAUCUAUAAACAACGUAAUAGUCAAUUCAUACAAUAGUUGCUUGCUAUAUUAUUAAUAUCUGGUCCCACCUGUCUAUACACAUUACGUCUUGAAGUUCGUGCUGCAGCGGGCUACAGAUCAUACACAUUACAUCUUGGAGUCCGUACUGCAACUGGCUACAGAUCUAUAGCCCGCUGCUUUUCUCUCUUUUUAAAAUGGUAAAAUUGGUUAUAUAAUAUCGAAAGUAUAUUUAUAGUUGGUUUGUACAUGCUUUGAGCAGCUCGAACUCGAUAUGGAUCAUUGAGACCAGUCGUCAUGUUGGGACAUUGUAAAUGCCCUCGCACUAUACUGGAGAAUCUAGAACGGACGGUAGGGCCUUCCUCGCACUGACGCACGAACCGACAAAGGUGUGGUUUUAUUCUGGUUAUCAGGUGUUACCACCACGUCAAGAUGACUGGACGGAUGAGAUGGCCCCGCCACCACCGCCUGCGGCCCAAGUCGUCCGUCCGUUCCGCCCGCGUUUUCUCAAGUUUCCCCCCCUCCUUUCCACAUUUAUCUCACCCAGACCAGACGUGCCGUGCUUCUCGUCUCGCAUUCAAUGCCCCUAACCCCACUCCGCUGCCUAUUGUCAACGCCCACGCAUCACUUAUACACGCGCACCAUCCAUCUCUUUCCCAUUGUCCCCGUCCGUAUACUAGAGGUACUUGUUCUUUUCCUUCUUCGCGAAGCAGGGAUGAAGCUGGUGUGGUGCCCGGAGAUGGCGUCCAAGGCGUACAUCGACGGCGUCAGGGCGCUGGCCGGCCACGACCUGGCCGGCGCCGCGGCGGACGUGGCGGAGCUCGUGUCGGCCAUGGCCGGCGGCUGGAACGCGCGGCUCAUCGUCGAGGCGCCGGACUCCGCGGCUCCGGCGGCAGCCGCCACGAGCCUCGCGCUGGCCGCAGCCGCGCGGCGCACGGGCGGGCGCUACGCCCUCGUGCUGCCGGACCGGGAUGCUGCGGCGGCCUCGGCGGCGGAAACGGCCGAAGUCGUUGUCGGGGAGGCGGACGAGGCGAUGGCGGGGCUACACGGCGUGGACCUCCUGGUGGUCGACGCGCGGAGGAGGGACGCGGCGGCGGUGCUCAGGGCAGCCAGGCCCGGGGCCAGAGGUAUGGUGGUGGUGCGCCACGGCGACGGGAGGCAGCGCGGCGCCAAGGACCUGGCGGCGUCCAUGGCGGCGGGGACGCGGGUCGUGCGCUCCGUCUACCUGCCGAUCGGCAAGGGCGUCGAGGUCCUGCACGUCGGCGUCGGCAAGGGGCCCAGCCUGCAGAACCACCGUGACCGCCGGAGCACCAGCCGGUGGAUCCGCCACGUCGACCACGACACCGGCGAGGAGCACGUCUUCCGGCGGCAGUGAUCAGUCGUCGUCUGUUAUUCCGUCCAGGUGAAUUAAAUCGGAUGUACCACGGGGAGGGUAGUUAAUUAGGUGUAGCGUGUGUUGUCCAGAUUCGUUGAAUCUGCCCGUUAAUACCAUGAUGAUGUAUAAUCAUCGGAUGGGUGGAAAGUGUGACGAAUCACGAACAAUGUAAAUACCUCAAACUUGUAGCUCCUCAUAUCUCUUCCUUCUACCUACUGUGAAAGCUUUCUUUUGAGUUGAUCUGCUAGUUCA